Messenger RNA from Vitis riparia (riverbank grape), 3989 nucleotides. Its product is annotated as probable lipid phosphate phosphatase beta. Gene Ontology annotation, molecular function: sphingosine-1-phosphate phosphatase activity. The transcript has 2 exons. Bases 104 to 700 code for a protein of 198 amino acids. The record is from RefSeq and is a predicted model, not a curated record. NCBI's taxonomy places the organism in Eukaryota, Viridiplantae, Streptophyta, Magnoliopsida, Vitales, Vitaceae.
UUUUUGGGCUCCAUUUUCAUCCCAGACGACACCGUUUUUCUUUGCUUUCUGUUUUGUAGACACCAAGAAGGAAGAGAAGAAGGCCACGGACCAACCGGCACCGAUGGACCGUGACCAAUCACCAGUGGCAACCACCACCCCCACAACGCCACCAUCCCCCACCCUCCUCCGCCGUCUUAUCAACCUCGACACCACCCUCUCUCUCCACCUUCACACCCUUUUCCAACCCGUUCCCCGCUCCCUCCUCAAAACCCUAGAACUCGCCGGCGACGGCCGUUUCUUCUUCCCCGUCGCCGUUUCUCUACUCUCCUCCUCCUCCCUGCGCCCCAUCCUCAUCCCGCUCCUCAUCGGCUUACUCCUCGAUCUCCUCCUCGUCGGUGUCAUCAAGUACAUCGUUCGGCGACCUCGUCCGGUCUACAAUAAGGGCAUGCAUCUCACUGUUGCCGUCGAUCAUUGGUCCUUCCCCAGUGGCCAUUCCUCUAGAGUUGUCUUUGCUGCGGCGUUUUUGUAUCUUUCCACGGCGCUGAUCGGGGAGGCGGUGGCUCAAUUGAAAUCGACUGAAAGUCGAUUCGAUUCCGAUGAUUCCGGUUCAAGCAACCUACAGUCUGAAUUGGGGGGCUUGCAGUCACUAUGGUCAUGUAUAGAUACAAGAAAUAGGGACCGUUUAUUCUAUUAUUUCUUUCCUCCCAUUUGUUUGUGAGUAUAGUUUUACUCUCGUAUUUUUAGUCCUCAAGUCAUUCUAGCAUAAUUCAUAAAAUCAAGCCCAAGCUUGUAUUUAGGCCUAAACUCUAUUUAAGCUUACUUUGGCUAGGUGAGCUCAGAAUUGUUUAGUGACAGAUGAACAAAGCUUGAGCAUGCUUGUUAGUACUCAAAUUGGGCUGGCUUGUUUGUGCCUAAAAUUCUGUUAAUGUGUCAAUAAGAUAUUAAUAGACUACUAUCAGAUUUUCUUUACUUCAUUCUUCAUUUGUUCGGCUUGUCAUUGGUGAAGCCUUCUGUUUGUAUUUUCAUCUAUCAUGAGGUUCGCAUAGAAAAUUAAGCCUAAAAAUUUUAUGAUAAAUUUAAUUUGUUAUCCUGCUUUAGCACAUAUGGAAAAUACAUUAGGUGAACACAGGUGCCGAGGUGAUUGGCUGGGCCAUCAUCUCGGCUUUUGAGACUUGUCAAGACUACUGUCCCAUUCAUUGUAAAAAGGCAUUCCAGUGUACGAAUUUACUACAUUAUCAAUGUUAAAUCAAGUUAAUAUAAAAACUGGUUCUGGUAAGGUGGUGAUAAAUCAAAGUCAAAUUGGAUGUGCUCUCAUUUUAUCUCAAGUCAAUAGUGGAAGAUAAAAGAAAAACAAGGACCCUGGAUUCAGUGAAUGAAGGAUCACCUUACUCAAUGCUUUAGUCCAUUGCUUCAUAGACUUCCACCAUUUUUUUCCUGGAUGUAUCAACUCAAGUGCCCUUUUCCUCCUAUACUUAUCCAUAUAAGUCCUGUUUACCCUUCUAUAUAUGUUAAGAAAUAAAAUACAAAAAUAGUAAGCCCAAUCAUUUCAAAGCACUUGCUUUAUGAUAAGAUUAUCAGAUAAGAUUAUGUUGCUGGAGUGAUUGACUGACUGAUUGAUUGAUUCUUUGCUUUUGGUUCUAGUUGAAAAAGUGAUCACUAUUCUUCUAAAUUAGCUCCCACAAUGAUUGUUUUGAUAUGCUAGCACCAUCAUUUCUGUUGGCAUUCAAAAGAAUGUGAAACAUACAGAUAAAUGGGGUUUGGUAUUUCUUUGGAUCAACUGAGUUGACGUGUGGGAAGAUACCUGCAAGGGGACCUAAGGAGUCCCAAUUCAUAUUGCCACUUGUUGGAUCAAAUGAAAGCCUAAGAGCUCUUUUAGUUUGGUGUUUUCCAACAGGACUUUAGCAUUAUUGCUAUUUCGGUGUCAAUUUUAGUGGCUAUGCAUGUUUUCUGACUUCUGAGUAUGUUUAUUGUGGAUGAAGUUAAACUUCAAAUGUUCUAUUUUUUUUAGAUAAAUAAAAUAAAGAAACUUGUUUAUGGUGUUCGGUCUUCAACACCAGUUAAAUGUAACUAUCCUAGUGUUAGGCUGGAACCACUACUCCAUUGGUCCUACCAAGGCCAUUAAACAUUGAAUUGGUGGUCUGUUCUUAAGACUGUCCAUUCUGUGUCUUUAUGGCUGGUCCCCAGAUUUUCAAUUGACUGGAGAUGGAAGUUUGCUGUUGGAUGAUGAGGGACGUUUUGUUUUGGUUAUGGAAUAAUGGUGGAUUUUGCCUAGUGGUGGGACAUGAAAAUGUGCUUUUUCAUCUUCGUUGUCCAUUAUGAUCUUUUUAAUUUCUACAAGGUCGGCUUUCUUUUGGAAACUAGUCCCUACCGAAAAUCAUUCAAGCCCUUUGAGCUCAAGCAUGUGCCUAUGCUAGAUUAGCUCCAAAAUGGCAAAAAGAAAAUUCAAGGAAGGAGAAAAGUUAUGAAACAAUGUGGGCUAGAGUUUAUGUGGGGUAGAGAUGCUGUUCUAUCACAGUUUUAAAACUUAUCAGAUAAUGCAAUAGGUAAAAGAAAGUUAGAACACGCCCAGAUUCCAAUGGAUUUUUCAAUUGUCUGACCUUUAGGCAAGAUGAGCGCUCUUUUCCUUUUGGCCUGAGACUUAUUUACUUUUAUCCUUUUCUUGUUUGGGACCUAGGAUGAGUAUUUUUGUCUUCCUGGCCAAGUGGCUGCAAGUCUUCAUGUUCCCUUCGUUCUAGUGUGUUACAAGAUACCAAUCACUUUACACCAAAAAUUCACCUCUUAGAAAACAUUUGUGCUCUCCAUAUGGUAAUAGAAACAUGAAUGAGAAGCUGAGGCAUAACUUCAUUGAUCAAUUAUCAAGAAAAUACUGGGCACCCAGUAUUAUGUUGGGCACUGUUUAUUUGAAAUUGCUUUUGGGUCAUGCACAUUGAGGGUUACCCUUCGAUUCCUUAAUUUGUUUAACAGACUGCAUGUUAUGCUAGAAAAUUCUGGCAAAAUGUAAUACCCUCAUUGAAUAGGGGCACUAGGACCAAAUCCAAUUUUGGCCAGCUAGUUGAAUAGUAAGAUCAUGUGAUCAUCAUAUGUGGCCAUGACAAAGAUAGAUUGUACUACAAUCUGAUCUUUUAGGUCAUAUUGUUGUGGCUGCUGGAGUUCCUUUUUAUGAGUCAUGGUGCUUGAGGUUGGACCAAUCCCAGAAUCCAGAGUCCAGAGCCUGAGUUUCUGAAAUGUUAGACCGGUCAAGCCUCCUUGAUUACGACUAUACUUAGAACAGGAUCUGAGAUAAGAUGAAUGACGCUGAUAUCAUCAUUCUCUCACUUCACUCUACAAUGCAACCUUGUGAGUGCAAACCCAGAGAGCGAGUGAUGCAACCAUGUGAAGCUAUAAGUGGGAUUUGUACAAUUACCAAUUUUUCGGGGUUUGUGGAACCUGAGUUUUGGAUGGAUAUAUAAUGGACAUCAGCGCUCAGGAUAGAGACCAUGCACCAGCCAAAAAGGUUUCAAAGGAAAAAAAAAAAAAAAGAGAGAGAACCACAGGAAAAAUGCAAAGGGAUAUAAUUUACCUGCCCUCUAUGUUAGCAGUGGAGUGGUACCCAUAAUACUUCAUGACUGGCACAAGCAGAGAACCUGGAGAGAGAGAGAGAGAGAGAGGGAGCGAAGCAGAGCAGAAAGACUCAAAAAGAGGACUGACACAGCAUUGAAAGAGAAACAUUGGAGGGAGUUUGGAGGGAUGUGGACAGUGCAUCAUUAGAAGCUCUGCCCCUUUUACCCCACCACUUAUGAUGCUCUAAAUCUCUACUAUUUCAGCUCCCUCUUGUGAUCCCUUUCUUUUCUUUUCUUCUGUGUUUAUGUUUGUGUCUGUCUGAGAGAAAGAAAGAAAGAGAAAGAGAAAGAGAAAGAGAAACAGCUUUCUUUUUCCAAGAGAUAGUCAUGUAGCUUUCAGAUUGUGUGGGGUGUGUAUAAGACAGCAUUUUACUCCUUUUAAAAUCAUUUGCUUUUAUUAAGUUUUAA